AUGGAAUUGGUCCCUUGCAAACGGUGGCAAGCCGGCAAUGGGCAAUGGUGGUCUGUGGUGGUCGGUGGUGGCGGUGGUCGUGGUGGCAGGUGGCCAGCAGUAGGUGGUGGCCGGUGGCGGUGGGCAGCAAUGAUGGUCGGUGGUGGCCGGCAGUUGUGGCUAGAUAUGGACAUGUGGCAUAGUAUGCUUGCUUUAGAAGGCAUUGUGUGUAAUUUUGAUAUUUUUUAA
This is a messenger RNA of Prunus armeniaca (apricot), 228 nucleotides long. The record is from the annotation of a GenBank genome assembly. NCBI's taxonomy places the organism in Eukaryota, Viridiplantae, Streptophyta, Magnoliopsida, Rosales, Rosaceae.